CCCAGGUGCGCCGAGAGAGGACGGCCGCGCAGGUGCCUGCUCCCUGCGCCUGCGCCAGGUGCUCCCCGCCCCCUCCCAGGCCACCUUCGACGUCUCCUUCUAGGCGGCCGCCAUUGGCUCCAGCCUCCACCGAGCCAUUUGCUGUGUGGUGGGGUUCUGAACGGUGGGCAGUCGCUGUGUGUCACCGGGGGCCAAAGGGCGAGUGAGGAGCGUUCUCCCGGGUGUGGGCGUAGGAGGCAGAGAAAGGCGCUUUCUUCCGGAGACUUCGGCGCCAGUGCCUGCGCCAGCGCCAGCGCGACCCCUCUACGAGCGUCCGCACCUGCCCGCGAGGCGCUCCAGUGCGCGUGCGCGGCAAGGGGCUUCUCGCACCUGAUCGCGAGACCCCAACGGCCAGCGGCUGGAGGCUUCGCCUGCGCGCGGCCGGUGGAGCUAGUCAUGGCGCAGCUGUGUGGGCCGAGGCGGUGCCCGGCGCUCCUCGCCCUGCUGGCAUCGUUGCUCCUCUUCGGGGCCGAAGCGGCCGACGGAGAACGUGACGUCCACGACUUUUGCCAAGUUCCGAAGGUAGUGGGAAAAUGCCGGGCCUCCAUGCAUAGGUGGUGGUACAAUGCCACUGGUGGAUCCUGCCAGCAGUUUGUAUAUGGAGGCUGUGGUGGGAACAACAAUAAUUACCUGACCAAGGAGGAUUGUCUUGAGAAAUGUGCUGAUGUCACAGAGAACACUAGUGAUGGUCUGGCCACCAGCAGGAAUGGAGCAGAUUCCUCAAUCCCAAGUGUUCCCAGAAGACAGAAUUUUGAUGAUCCCUCUGGUGAUAUUUUCAACUACGAAGAAUACUGCACUGCCAAGGCGGUCACUGGGCCUUGCCGCGCAUCCUUUCCACGCUGGUAUUUUGAUACCGAGAAGAACUCCUGUGAUAACUUUAUCUAUGGAGGGUGCUGGGGCAAUAAAAACAACUAUCUCUCCAAGGAGGCAUGCAUGAGCCGCUGCGUAGGCAAGCAGCUGUAUCCUGUCCUGCCCCGUAGCACUAAAGUGGUGGUCCUGGCGGGGCUGUUCGUGAUGGUCCUCAUCCUCCUGCUGGGAGCCUCCGUGGUCUGCCUGAUCAGAGUGGCACGGAGGAACCAGGAGCGCACCCUCCACACUGUCUGGAGCUCCGGGGACGAUAAGGAGCAUCUGGUGAAGAACACAUAUGUGCUGUGAACGCCCUGUCACCAAGAGGCCACGACUCUUCAGGAUUCAGGACCCCCUGCCGAUGAAGAGAACCUGGGGGUGGGGGCACAAAUGUAGAAAGUGUGUGUGCUUUUUAAAAUAGAGUGAUUGAUUUGUAUUUUUGUGAUCAUUCGGGCUUUUGGUCUGUUUGUUACUUCAGAAGUUAAGAGGGCUUCCUGGUCCUCUGGGCAGGUUUGCUUUGUUCACAUUUGGGUGGCUUGGCCCCAGACCAGAGUCAGUUCCUCUUUGAUUUCUUUACUCCAUGUAUAGUUUUCUUUGUCUAUGUUGAAGCCUUUUGCCUCCUUCCCCAUCAUAGAAAUUUCCUUUGUUUGGUUUGUGGGUUUUUCUUUUUUUAAGUAAACAAAUAAAAAGGUUUUUUUUUAUUAGAAUUCUGAAAGGAAGAGAGUAAAAUGUACCAGUUCAAUAAAAAGGGUCUUCCCUUUUAAAAUAAA
Messenger RNA from Myotis brandtii (Brandt's bat), 1655 nucleotides. It is a transcript of the gene SPINT2, whose product is annotated as serine peptidase inhibitor, Kunitz type, 2. The record is from RefSeq and is a predicted model, not a curated record. Lineage: Eukaryota; Metazoa; Chordata; Mammalia; Chiroptera; Vespertilionidae. The transcript has 7 exons. Bases 436 to 1194 code for a protein of 252 amino acids. Gene Ontology annotation, molecular function: serine-type endopeptidase inhibitor activity.